AACCCAGUAUUGUAUCCAUUGUCUAAUACUACUGAACGAAUGGAAUACUCUCAAUCUUUGGCAAGCUCCUCAGUAUUAUCCCAGACUAGUAGUAAAGUCAACACCACCUCUGUUGAUAAUGUAGCUGCUGUUGCAAAAAAGCUAGAGGAGCUACAGUGUUACCUACCCCAGUUGUCUGAAAUGAUAGACAGAAGGAAGAACGGUGGUCCAUCCAAUGAACUGAACAAGCUGCAAAAUUUAUACAAAGUAAUACAAACCAAGAAUGCAAGCAUUAGCAUGAGUACAUUGGAAAAAAGUCACAUUGUUUUGAAGAGGAUGUUUUCUGAAGACUCAUCUAAUAAUGACAGUGUUAGAGACAAAGCAUCCGCAAACACUACCUUUGAGGAAAUUGAUCAAAGGUAUCUUCAAGAAGCAAUGGAAGAUGGUCUUGUUGAGUCUUCUGUCACUAAGACUGUUGUACAAGGAGAAGCUCGAGUAGGCAAGAGUUCAGUGAAAUCAUUACUAGUUUCUGAGCCAUACACUGAUAAUACUAGCACUAACCUUAUAGAAUCACCUUGUGUAGCUGUUAGGUGCUAUGGGCACACUGGAAAAUACUGGGAGCGAAUUGAUGAAGAGGAAAUGGGAAUAAAAGUAAUUGCUGCAGUUCAAUCCGAUGCUGUGAAGAAAUUUGAAUGUCAUCCUUCUGAUGAAACUAAAGAAAGUGAACCAGUUGUUAAAAAGAAAUCUAUCAAAACUACAAAGCCAAUUAGCCAACAUACUGAUGGUAAAGCGUCUAAGCCCAAGAGUCAAAAUGAAAGUGUCCAAGAUUCUCAAUCUAGUAUGGAUGUCGUUUCUUCAAGUUCUGCCAUCACUCCUGAUGCCCCAGUUACAAUAGAGUUCAGUAAUGAGAAAAAUGCUGUUGUUAGAGUACGCGAGUUUUACCAAAAGUGUAAGAGGAGUAAAAAAGAAGGCACAAGUCUUCAUAAUCGUCGUUGGCUAUAUUUUAUUGACUCUGGGGGCCAGAUUCAAUUUCAAAAGUUACUCCCAGCAUUCAUGCCUUAUGCUUCAGUUUUACUUCUAGUAGUUAAUUUAUCUAAAGAUCUUAAUGAUCCAUCUUCUACAGCUAUGCAGCUUUCUGAGGGAGAAAUUAGUGUUGGCCAGUAUUCACUCUCAGUUAUUGAAGUUUUGAAGCAGCUUCUCUCUGCAAUAACCUCUAGUGCACAACAGUAUCGUUCACUGAUUGCUGAUGAUAGCACUCUUUCUAAAUGCAUCAAGCCUCCUUCAGAUAAAUUGAAAGUCCUACCUGUUGCCACUCAUCGUGAUGAGUACGAUGAAACAAGGACAGAAUCGGUAGAGGAAAAAAAGAAGCAAUUAAAGCAAGUUUUUAAGCUUCAUAAUUCUUGCGAGAUUAUUGGUCAUGAAGGAAGGAUCUUUCUGCAUGAGAUUGAUGGCCGUGAUGCUCUAAAUGUUGACCAUAAUAGGCAUAAUCCUAAUUUGGAUAAAAUUGUUAAAAUAUUGGAUGAGAGCGCAUAUGAAAUCAAAGUCCCUUUGAAGUGGUAUUGCUUUGGUGUUCUUCUACAUGAUGUUGCUAAGGAAAGUUGCGGGAUACUCUCUUUGUCUUAUUGUCAGGAGCUUGGCCAGCAAUUAAAGGUUGGUUUGUCAUCAGAAGAAUCAUUAAGUGCUAUUAAAUUUCUCAGCUUUCUCAAUAAAUUGCUUUUUUAUCCAGAUUCACCUGCCGGAGAUUUAGUUUUUGUAAAUUUAGAAAGUCUUAUCAACAUUAUUAGAGACCUUGUGGUUUCUAUUUGUAAAGAUCACUCUGCAGUGAAUAAUGAUUUGCUACCUAAUCGUGAGCCAUUAGUAUCUCGUGGAGAACUUUCCACUGAGAUUUUAAUGGAAGCUUCAGAACAGUGUAGAAAAAUUUCUCAGUCCAUCCCAAAGUUUGAGAGCAAAAUUCUUGGUCUUUUUGAGUAUCUUUUGAUUGCGGCACCAAUGCCAAAUGAAGGUUGUUUUCUCAUGCCAGCACUUCUUCCGAUCAAGAAUGUCUCUGACAUCAAUCCUUUCCCUGAUACAACCCCAUUAUUGCUGUAUUUCAAGGCUGCUGUUCCAAUGGGUCUCUUUUGUGCCAUUAUUGUUCAUCUUCUCUCUCACAAAGACUCUUCCUGGAAUGUUGCUGAAGAAGAGUCAAACUUUUCAAACUAUUUCACUUUACGAUGUCCAGACCUUCUUCGAAGUGACAUAGUUCUUGUAGAACAACUUGACUGUAUUACUGUGUAUUGUGAAGCAGCUGAUGAUUAUAUUCCAGCAAGAGAUGCUGUAGAAGAAGCAAUUGAUGUAGCAAUGUCUAAGCACAAACUCAGUACAUGUGAGAAACCGAAAAGAGCAUUUUACUGUCCUUGUGGUAAAGGAAGGCAUGCAGCUGUGGCAUCAUGGCUUAAAACACAAAAUUGUUAUGUUUUUCAUUGCACUAGUAGUAAGAAGUCCCAAAAUCUGGCUGAGGACUGCUCGAGUUGGCUAGACGUAUAUCAGACAAGAAAACGGCAGCAUAAUGAUGAGUUACAAAACUUACCUGAUAUUCCAGAAACAAAUGUUGCAUAUCAAGUCCUUGUGGAUAGUACAACAGAAAUUAAGGACCAUUUUUCUGAUGAUUAUUCUGAUUUUGCAGACAAGUUGCUUGAGAUAAAAGUGAUCACUGAAAGGGAAAGAAGUACUAUAACUGACAGAAAUACUUGCCAAGAUAAGUACAAGCGAAUGGGAGGAGUAAUAGAUUAUGUUAAAAAAGCUGUUCAAAUUAAAGAGUCUGUGUUUAUCCUGUUUUUAAAUAUUUUUCAUGAGAAAGGUACUCAAUCUUCUACAGAGUUUGCUCGGAAACUCAUGCAAAGAUAUAAAGAUAAAACUAAACUCUCUGAUGUUAGUCUAGAGUCAUUGUCAAAAAGAACCAAACAAAGUGAACAUGAAUUUUAGAUGUUUUUCAUAAUAAUAAUGUAACAUCAUAAUUAUUUUACUUUGCUGAACAAUGUCAAUGAGUAAUUGUGUAUUACAAAAAAUUUAAAGAGUUUUUUUACAAGAAUAAUUACAAAUUGAUUUGACACCUUGCAAAA
Messenger RNA from Amphimedon queenslandica, 3077 nucleotides. RefSeq lists its product as uncharacterized. The coding region runs from base 40 to 2940 and encodes 966 amino acids. The transcript has 7 exons. The record is from RefSeq and is a predicted model, not a curated record. NCBI's taxonomy places the organism in Eukaryota, Metazoa, Porifera, Demospongiae, Haplosclerida, Niphatidae.